Messenger RNA from Talaromyces proteolyticus, 1746 nucleotides. Its product is annotated as flavin-binding monooxygenase-like protein. Lineage: Eukaryota; Fungi; Ascomycota; Eurotiomycetes; Eurotiales; Trichocomaceae. The coding region runs from base 1 to 1746 and encodes 581 amino acids. Gene Ontology annotation, molecular function: NADP binding; flavin adenine dinucleotide binding. The transcript has 2 exons. The record is from RefSeq and is a predicted model, not a curated record.
AUGGCUGAGGCGCAACAUGAGCAGCUAGAUGUUGUCAUCAUUGGCGGAGGUGUCGGCGGCAUAUGUUCACUCAGAGCCAACAUCCUCAGUAAUCCCUCUGCGUCUAUUGCUCUACUAGAAAGCCAGAGCUCGCUCGGCGGCGUAUGGGCACGCGAGCGGAUCUACGCUGGUCUCAAAUCAAACAAUGUUAUAGGGAAUUACGAAUUUAGCGAUUUCCUCAUGGAUCCGAGCAAGUUCAAGGUUAAAGCUGGACAACAUAUUCCGGGCGAAAUCGUGAAUGAGUAUCUCACGUCGUAUUGUGAGCAUUUCGGAUUGGGAGAAUAUAUCAGAUUGGAUCGGAAUGUGGAGAGUGUGACUCGGCGUGUUGACUCAGAUUCGUGGGUGGUGAAAAUCCAUAAUGAGAGUCGAUCAGCUAUCGAGACUAUCGAAGCAAGGAAAUUGAUCGUCGCGACGGGUCUGACCUCGCAGGCUUACUUGCCUACAAUCACGGGACAGGAAAGUUUUUCUCGACCGCUGUUUCACAUCGCCGACCUUAAGAGACGGGAAUCCGAAAUCGUCAAUGCCUCUGCCAAAAGAACAACAGUACUCGGAAGUGCCAAAUCCGCGUUUGAUGCCGCAUACCUCCUCGCCGACGCCGGGUUGCCGGUCGACAUGAUUAUUCGAGCCUCUGGCCAUGGCCCUUCAUGGAUGGCUCCCGUGCGCGUGACCCCGUUGAAGAAACUCCUCGAGAAGCUCCUGAAUACACGACUGCUCACAUGGUUCAGUCCAUGUAUUUGGGGUGAUUCCGACGGCUAUCCAUUCAUCCGCAGGCUCUUGCACUCUACUUGGCUCGGUCGAAAAAUCGUAGAUGCCUUCUGGUGGAUCCUCGGGAACGAUGUUAUCACACUGAAUCAAUUCGAUUCUCAUCCCGAAACAGCGAAAUUAAAGCCGUGGGUUGGACCCUUGUGGAUUGGUUCUGGACUCAGUAUUCUCAACUAUGAUCAUGAUUUGUUGGAUAUGGUCAGAAAUGGGAAAAUUAAGAUCCAUGUCGCCGACAUCGAGCGCUUGUCCGAAGGCACAAUUCAUCUCUCGACGGGAGACACAUUACCAUCGGAUGGAAUGGUGUGUUGUACAGGAUGGCGAGCGAGACCCAAUAUCAAGUUUCUACCAGACGGCAUUGAAGAUGCCUUGGGACUACCUACAGCCAACGAUCCGUUAACUGGGAAUAUGAUUCGUACUGCAGAUGCAUAUAUCACAAAGCAGCUUCCGAAAUUGAAAGAGCAGCCGGAUUUUAACCCUCAUUUCAAACUUCUCAAUGCCGACUCGGAGGUGUCGCACCCCUUACGACUGUAUCGGUUCAUGAUUCCUUGCUCAUCCAGCCUCGCGUUGUCUCGCUCAAUAGCAUUUGUCGGCAUGGUUACUUCAGCCUCGACGAUACUUCUCACGCAGGCUCAAGCACUUUGGGCCUCCGCAUAUCUUAAUGGUACUCUCAGCAUCCCAGCAGAAGAAGAAAUGCAGUGGAGUACGGCACUGCAUACUCAAUAUUGCAAAUUGCGGUAUGGAGUCGGAGCUAAUGGGAAACGAAAUCCCGAUUUUGCUUUUGAUACCCUGCCGUAUGUGGAUAUGCUUCUGAACGAUUUGGGUCUGAAAUGGAAGAGAAAGGAGAGUACAUUAAAGGAAUGGCUGGACCCAUAUGGGGUUGAGGAUUAUAGAGGACUAGUGGAGGAGUAUCUGGAGAAACUUAAGGAGGACAAGAAACAUAUUUGA